Messenger RNA from Dentiscutata heterogama, 663 nucleotides. The record is from the annotation of a GenBank genome assembly. NCBI's taxonomy places the organism in Eukaryota, Fungi, Glomeromycota, Glomeromycetes, Diversisporales, Gigasporaceae.
AAAUUUCACAACCAUAUGAUGUAUAUCAGGAAUCUGAUGAUAAUGAAUCUAUAAUAACUGAAGAUGAAGUGCUAGAUAAGCCAAAUGAUUCGCCUUCAUCAAGCGAUUCUUCAAAUAAUUUAAGUGAUUCGAGUAAAUCUUCAAUAGAUUCACAAGAACAUAAAUUUAUUAAUUUUAUUCUAACAAAAAUUGAUCCUGAAGUUUUUGAUCCACUGUUCAAUUUUGAACAAAGAUUCAACAUACCUGAUAUGGGUAUAGAAGCCUUAACAAAGUUUAUUUGUUCUUUACUCAAAUAUUUCAAAAUAAAUGAAGCAGAUAUGUUACCAGCUUCCAUGCAUACUGUAAAAUCAUCAUUAGGCAUCUUAACUAAAUAUAAAAAAUAUGUUUCAUGCCCGAAGUGUCAUAAACUCUAUAACCCAUUAGAAAUAAAGGAGUAUAAAGAGGAUGAUCAACCAGCAUGUAAAAGGUGUAUACAUGUAGAAUUUCCUAAUCAUAGGUCAAUGAUAAAACGAUCGCCAUGUCAUGAACCAUUAGCAGAAUUAAUAAAUACAAAAGAAGGUGCAUUAUUACAACCAUUAAAUCUUUACCCAAUUGGAAGUAUAAAGCAACAACUUUAUAUAAUGUAUCAGAGAGCAGGCUUUGAGAAUAUAUUAAGGCAUUCUA